UGGGUGGAAAAUUAGUUUGAAGUUUAAAAUGGGCAACUACAGACAAAAGCUAAGAGAUGCUGGUUGUCAGGAACUGAAAGUGAAUUCUGAAAGUAGAGGUCUUGGGGAGACAAGAGGAAAGCGAAACAAAGUCAAGAAAACAAGACGCUGUGAAACUAAUUUUCUACCAGAUCUACCUCAGGGCAAAGAUCGGGAAAGUCUAGAAAAGGAAAGAGAGCAAAUGGCUGUGGAGAUGAUGAAGAGGACUCCAGACAUUACAUUUGUUGAUGCUGCUAUGAGCAGCACGUAUUCUUUGAGAAGGCAAGAAGUCGUUGAUGAGGAGCCACCAGUGUCACAAAUGAAAAUCCGAUGGCCAGCAAUUUUCACUGAGAGACAGAUCAGCAAAGAAUUCACCAGGCUUGUGUCAAAGGAUCUGAGCAAGUCCUUUUUGGAAGGCCUAGAUGGUCAUCUCUCAAAGCUGAUACAGUUAUUCCGAUCAAAGCGUUAUGAGGACAUUCCAGAAAUGACUUCAAUACUGGAGAGCCUUGAUAAGAAUGUGAGUCAAUUUAUUUUAAAGCAGUCUUUCUCUCCACAAAAUUACAAUUCUGUGAUCAUUUACUCACUUACUCACUACUCACAUCAUAAACCUAUUGAUAGUGACAUCUUUUCAUACAAUGACUUCAGAGUAAGCAUCUAAAAAGUAACAUAUUCAAUUUCCAUGUCAUAUUCAAAGUCUUCUGAAAUCAUACAAUGUCUUUGUAUGAUGAAAACAUAAAAAUGUCAGUCUUUGUUUACAAUGAUGUUUUAUUGUAUUAGCUACUACAUAAAUAUCAAGCCUCAUUGGUUCUUGCCAGUCUUUUGAUCAAAUGGCAUGACAGAAG
Messenger RNA from Carassius auratus (goldfish), 860 nucleotides. RefSeq lists its product as uncharacterized. The record is from RefSeq and is a predicted model, not a curated record. Bases 29 to 676 code for a protein of 215 amino acids. NCBI's taxonomy places the organism in Eukaryota, Metazoa, Chordata, Actinopteri, Cypriniformes, Cyprinidae. The transcript is spliced from 2 exons.